Messenger RNA from Zingiber officinale, 943 nucleotides. RefSeq names its product polyamine oxidase 3-like. The record is from RefSeq and is a predicted model, not a curated record. The coding region runs from base 1 to 834 and encodes 277 amino acids. Lineage: Eukaryota; Viridiplantae; Streptophyta; Magnoliopsida; Zingiberales; Zingiberaceae. Gene Ontology annotation, biological process: polyamine catabolic process. The transcript has 7 exons. Gene Ontology annotation, molecular function: polyamine oxidase activity. Gene Ontology annotation, cellular component: peroxisome.
AUGGGCCUCAGGUUCGCUUCUGCCAUAUGCGUCGCUGCCGCCUCAACUAAAAGGCCUCUCUAUCAUGCACUCUUCAACAUGCGACUCAGUGAUCAAACACAAACCCUAAUGAAAACGAACCUGCGAUGGAGGAAGAGAUCUCUGCUGCUCUUGGACAAACUUCUUCUCCGCGUACUCGCCACUGUUACUGACACCCUUCGCCUCCCCGCCUCCCUCAUUUUCAAAUCAUUUGAGGGGUCAAUUCUUAGGGCUUCCAGUCGUGAGAUGUUGGUGUUCAAGCUUAGUAGAGUUUUGAAUCUACUCAUCCCUUUUUCAAUGAUUUCCAGCAUCAAUUUGGAUUUUUCUGGUGAGUAUAGCCUCCUGCUCUAUUCCAGCUUUCGCUCUCCUUCUGCCAUUGUCAUUGGUGGUGGAUUUGCAGGGAUUGCAGCUGCUCAUGCACUGAAAAAUGCAACUUUUCAGGUUGUGCUUUUAGAAUCUCGGGAUAGAAUUGGUGGUCGAGUUCACACUAACUACUCAUUUGGUUUUCCUGUUGACAUGGGAGCAGCCUGGUUGCAUGGUGUCUGCAACGAGAAUCCAUUGGCAUCUUGGAUUGGAAGACUUGGUCUACCAAUUUAUCGAACUUCUGGUGACAAUUCUAUCUUGUAUGAUCAUGACUUGGAGAGCUACGCACUCUUUGAUGGUGAUGGACAUCAAGUGCCUCAAGAUCUAGUGGAAAAAGUUGGUAAGGUGUUUGAAACCAUUCUGGAAGAGGCUAACAAACUCAGGUAUGAAACAAAUGAAGACAUGUCUAGAGCACAGGCUAUUAAGCUAGUCAUGGAGAGGCAUUCAAUAUGAUGCAUUAUUAAUGAAUUAAGUCUACUUUAUGAGAUUUCAGAUUUUUUUAUUAUUCAUAGGCAUUUAGUUUAGAUCAAGUGACAUUUCUUUAUCUUCUUCUUACAGGUGG